This is a messenger RNA of Hirsutella rhossiliensis, 2097 nucleotides long. Its product is annotated as fungal specific transcription factor domain-containing protein. The transcript has 3 exons. The record is from RefSeq and is a predicted model, not a curated record. Gene Ontology annotation, molecular function: DNA-binding transcription factor activity, RNA polymerase II-specific; DNA binding; zinc ion binding. Gene Ontology annotation, cellular component: nucleus. NCBI's taxonomy places the organism in Eukaryota, Fungi, Ascomycota, Sordariomycetes, Hypocreales, Ophiocordycipitaceae. Gene Ontology annotation, biological process: DNA-templated transcription; regulation of DNA-templated transcription. The coding region runs from base 1 to 2097 and encodes 698 amino acids.
AUGUCGUCGGGAGUGGUGCGCUCGACCGCCCUGAGGGCCGGCGGCGCCUGUGUGCGCUGUCGCAAGGGCAAGACCAAGUGCGUCUACGAGAACGGGCGCGCGCCGUGCAAAAACUGCGCAAAGGGCAUGCACGAGUGCUAUCUGCCCUCGGAGAGCAUGGCCCAUCACCACGGCCAGAGCCCUGCACGCCACUCGAGCAGCGCCCACCGCCCAGCUCGCGACAGCCUCCCGGCUUCCGGCGCCGGUGUCUCUGACGCCAGACAGGCCGUGGUGGGCUCAGGCUCCGCCAGGCAUGUCCAGGCCGCCUCGGAGAAGCUCACACCAGAGCUUAUCGCCGAGUGCGAGCGUGUCGUCUCCAAGACGUUUCCAGCCUGCGUCGCGUUCCACAAGCCGUCAUUCGUGCAACAGCUCAAGAAUGCAUCGUUGGAAUCGACCUUGGUCUAUGGUCUCUUGACCUGUGCCGCCCGGAGCUCUCCUAGCCUCAUCCGCCGCUACGGCAGUCCCACCCAGGCUGCCGAAACCUUUGCCGCCAAGGCAGUUGGCCUCAUCAACCAGAACUUGGACCAUCCGAACCUGGCCGAUAUCCAGGCGCUCUGUCUUCUCAUCAUCCACGAAUGGGGGACCCGCAAUGCCGUUCGCGCCUACAUCUACCUCGGCCAGGCUGCCCGCAUGCUGCAGAUGUACAGGAUCCUCAACGGCCACCAUGCAUCCGACAAUGCCGACCAGUUCCUGCGCGAUGAGUCGUUCCGGCGCACCCUCUGGCUCGUCUACAUCCUCGACUGUCUCCUCACCAGCACGCCAGGCCGGUUCUCGGCCCUCUCCGUCCAGGACACAUCCGAUGUGCCUCUUCCCUGCUCGGACAUCAACUUCGCCUUUGGCAAUGCCGUCUACGUCAAGACGCUCAUCCAGCAGCUCAACCACACCGCCAUGUCCCCGACCCUGGCCCCGGCCGGCGAUAUUGGUGAGUUUGGCUACAUCGUCCUCGCCGCCACCAUCUGGCGCGACGUCGUGGCCAUGCUCACCGUCACGUCGUUGCCCAACUUCCGCGAGGAUGACUGCAGCAACUUGAUUGCCAAGAUCGAGGGCCUUCGCGCCUCCCUGCCCAUGCAAUUUGUCGAUAAGCCCGGCCAGAUCAACCUCCACAUGACCAUGGGAUCGGGCUACACCUUUGCCAUGCUCCACUGCCUGCUCCACUGCGCCACCGUCUUUGUCCAUCGCCGCCGACUCCUGCAGGAGGUGACGUCGCCCAACUUUGCCGUCGAGUCGUUCCGAAUGAGCCCCAGGUGCCACGACAUUGUUGAUCGCCUGUUCACUUCCUGCCAUGGCACCAUUUCCCUGCUUACUGCCGUCGAGGCGGGUGCGGAAAAGGACCACGCCACCUGCUUCCCCAUCUUCAUGCUCUUCUCCUCCUUCACCGCCAGCGCCACUGUCGCAUACCUGUCUCUCAAGGGGCUGACGCCGCCCAACGCCGUCGAGACUGCGGCCCACAUCGUCAAGGACGGUCUUCGCUUCAUGCACGACGGCACUGAGAAUUGGCCCCUGAUGACCAGCUGGCUUAGGCACUUGACGGUGAUGCAGCGGGUCCUCAACAACGACGCCGCCGCAUCGUCGGGAGCCUCGGGGUCAUCCAGGCACGGCUCCAACUCGCACGGUGCCGGCAUAAAGGACGAGAUCUCGUCCAAUGCCGACACCAACCCCGACGCCAUGGAUUACGACCAGCAGCAAGUCUCUGGCGGAAACGCGUCGGGCCAAAACGCCACGGCGGCCCGCUCCGCCUCCGAGUCGGUCCGGGAGGACAGCGAGCCCCCCGUGGCCAUGCCACGCCGCCCGGGCGUCACCACUAUCAACGGCGGCUCCGGGGGCGUUUCCACGCCGGCGACGGCCAAUUCACCUCCCUCGGGUAGCGCCCCGACGGCGCCCAUGCAGGCGCAGGAGGCGAAGCAGCCGAGUCCCGACAUGACGCCCAACGGCAUGGCGCCAAACCAAGAGGGCCAGACGACAAGCCAAGACAUGACGGCGCCGGAACUGUGCCAGGCCUUUGAGCGGCAGCUACUGGACCUGGAUGAUCUGGCCGCCUUUAUGGGCGGUGGGGUUUGA